Molecule: messenger RNA, 296 nt
Organism: Centrocercus urophasianus (Greater sage-grouse)
Lineage: Eukaryota; Metazoa; Chordata; Aves; Galliformes; Phasianidae
Product: high affinity cGMP-specific 3',5'-cyclic phosphodiesterase 9A-like
Exons: 4
Coding region: 27-296 (89 amino acids)
Source: RefSeq, a predicted model, not a curated record
CCCAGUAAAAGCCCAACAGUAGCAGGAUGGGAUCUGCCUCCUCAACUUACCGGCCCAAGUGUAUUUAUUUGGAUAUUGAUGGAAGAAUUCAAAAGGUGAUCUUCAGUAAGUACUGCAACUCCAGGGAUAUCAUGGACCUCUUCUGCAUUGCAACAGGGUUACCAAGGAACACAACCAUCUCUCUCUUGACGGCAGAUAAUUGCAUGGUGUCCAUUGAUCCGACGAUGCCUGCAAACUCAGAGAGGUCUCCAUACAAAGUGAUACCUGUUGCUACUGGGCAGCUCUCAGGUAAAUAA